AAAUCACUUCAAAGUUUACUCAUACAAAGAAAGAAUAAUUAAGAUCAUCAUGAAGCCCAAAUUCUCAUUAUCAUCUUUCAUGAUCACUCCUCUCUCUUCUCUCCUCCUCCUCUACAUCAUCUUCAACAUCUCUACCACAAUUGUUGUUGGUGAUCUUGUCCAAAAAACUUGCAAAAAAUGCGAAAACAACGAUCCGAACAUCAACUACAUCUUCUGCAUUUCAUCUUUCCGUGCUCACUCGGGAAGCGAUUCGGCCGAUCUUCGAAAACUCGGCGCCAUCUCAUUGAGUUUGAUUCAGAAAAAUUUAAGCAACUCAUUUGGGUAUGUAGAAAAGCUAUUACAAAACAAAGAAAUAGACUCUUAUAAAAGGGUUCGCUUAAAUGAUUGUUUAGAAGUCUAUUCGGAUGCCAUUGUUAGUGUGGAAGAAGGAAAGAAAGCAUACAUAGCAAAACAUUAUAAUGAUGCUAACAUCAAAGUGAGCUCAGUGAUGGAUGCUGCUAGGGUUUGUGAAGAUGGGUUUAAAGAAAAAGAAGGUGUCUCCUCUCCAUUGACAAGGUGGAAUAAGGACUUUUUUCAAUUGGCUGCCAUAGCUCUUUCAAUCAUCAAUAUGUAUCCAUAAAGACAAUAAAUUAUUCAAGGCAGCUGUCACAACGUUGUCUGGUAGCUCUCCAUGAUGGUUGGAUAUAUGAAGAAGAAAUAUCGUGGAAACAUUUCCAUUUAGUAUCUAAUAUAUUGGGCAUUGUAACGUCUUCAUUGAAUAAUUUUUCUAUUUUUUUUUUUAAAAAAAACUAUUCUACAAUAAUUUUCCUUUUUCUUUCUUUUCAUCUAUAAACUUGUUAAACAAUAGUUUUGUAUUAUACUUUGUAAAAGUCUACAUAGUUGUUAAUAAUGAUACUAUAUUUGCUAUUUUGUUUUA
Messenger RNA from Benincasa hispida (wax gourd), 916 nucleotides. Its product is annotated as putative invertase inhibitor. The record is from RefSeq and is a predicted model, not a curated record. Gene Ontology annotation, molecular function: enzyme inhibitor activity. NCBI's taxonomy places the organism in Eukaryota, Viridiplantae, Streptophyta, Magnoliopsida, Cucurbitales, Cucurbitaceae.